This is a messenger RNA of Mercenaria mercenaria, 2631 nucleotides long. Its product is annotated as DBH-like monooxygenase protein 1. NCBI's taxonomy places the organism in Eukaryota, Metazoa, Mollusca, Bivalvia, Venerida, Veneridae. The record is from RefSeq and is a predicted model, not a curated record. The coding region runs from base 93 to 1034 and encodes 313 amino acids. The transcript is spliced from 9 exons. Gene Ontology annotation, molecular function: copper ion binding; dopamine beta-monooxygenase activity.
AUAGAUUUGGACGGACAGUUUGUAGGGCGGACUCAGAUGAAGACGGUCAAACUAACGGUGAAGAACUGGGUGAUCCAAACUGCACUUGAAGCAUGGGGUUAACACCUGAAAGAAGCAUUGGAAUUUCGCAUCCAGGUAUCUGCGAACCAUACGAUAGCCCGGAGUGUUUGGAGAUGAACGCUUUCCUAAAUUGUUCUGCAACGGUGUUUCAAUGCAAUGCCCUUGACAACAAUGAUACAGAUACAUUUCCCUUCAACGUAAGCCUUACAACAUCCUCUGUUCCGGUUGAAGAGAUGACGUACAUGUGCCAGGUUUUAGACCUUCCAUCUGACAAGGACUAUCAUUUAGUAGCCAGCGAACCUUUAAUUGACAAUAUUAAUGUUAUGCAUCAUGCACUUAUCUACGGUUGUUCUGACUAUGCAAAGAUCGAGCCAAGUCACCUUUCGCCGUAUCAGUGCUUUAUGAACACGAUUAAUGGUUGUAAUGAGCUAAUAGCUAUCUGGACAGUAGGGUCCAUGGGAAUAUGCUACCAUGAAAACGCUGGGUUUAGAAUUGGAAAGACCGGGUACAAGAAGGCAGUGAUAGAGUUACACUGGAAUAACCCAAUGAAGACAAACACCUAUACUGAUGGAUCAGGACUAACUAUUUACCUGAUGCCCAAUCUCAGAACUUACGAUGCUGGGAUGUUUGCGAUUGGACAAAUGCAGCUAGAAAUUCCCCCUGGAAAAAUGCGGCACACCGAAAACUCCACAUGUAGCUCAAAAUGCACUAUACAGAGCAUGACAGGCAAUAUAAACAUAGUUGGAGCACUCAAUCAUAUGCAUUACCUAGGUUCAGCCGCCACGUCUCAGAUGGUGUCAGAAGAUGGGGAAGUGAUCAUUUUAUCUCGUGAAGAAGUCUACAACUACGAUUCCCCAAAAUUUGUUGUUUUUGACGAUCCGCUGGUCAUGGAGCCUGGGUAUAAAUUGCAGCUUAAGUGUCACUAUAGAUCAACGUUACAGAGCGAGACGACGUACUACGGGCAGGGUACCUAAGACUAAAUGUGUUUUGCUUUGAUUAUGUAUUACCCAAAAACUAACUGGACUGCUCAGGGCUGUACGUCAAAUGGGGUGUUUGACUCUUGUGGUGUUGCUACGACAGGACAGGGCAACUGUGAUGUUGAUGAACUCGGCAAUGCUACUCACCCUGUAACAGCGAGAAGAAAUGAGCGUCUCUAUGGUAACUGUGAACCGGGUAUUUGCAAAGAAGGAUGCUUGGAUGUAGUACGCGACAUUUUCAAGGAACCGUGUUUUCAGGGACAGACUCUUAUAGCUAUUAAGGAGUUCAUGAAUUCUGAUGAUGUCGGAACAAGAUUGGGCAUCAUGGACUAUUUCUAUCGUAUAGAUUCAUGCAACGCUGAACUUGCAAGAGAGCAAUGUAGCAAAUGGCCGCCGAAACCUCCUGUAGGUGGCGCUGUUAGUGAAAAUAUGACGUCAUCCGCUUUACUUGUAUUUUUCGCAAUUUUCCUUUCUUACAUGUAACCCCAACAUAGCAGAUAUUAGCUUAUUUCACAUUUAAAUAGAGAUAUGUGAUGUUUUUAUUUUUUAUUUUUUUUUACAUUUUGAUCAGUUAGUUUAAAACAUUGAAGAAUAUUACAGUAUUUAAUCGGAAAAAAAUGUGCUACAAACCCUGUUAUCUAGCCGAAAUACAAAACAAUCAUCACGCGUGUUGUUUUAGUAAGGACCAGUGUUAUAAUACGCCCCUAUGUAAAAUAUCAAAUUAUAAAACAUUUUACUGUUUGAAGAUGCAGAUAGAAAUAUCUGGCUCGAGAGUAACUGUUAAGGCGGUAAUGAGGCUUUGCCGAGUUCCCUCAAAACAGUUACCUGUAAGCCAGGUAUGUCCAUCCGCACCUUUCCCGGUAACAUACUUUUUUCUUGCAUACAGUAUUCUCCAUUAUAAACCAUUUUACUGUUUGAAGAUGCAGAUAGAAAUAUCUGACUCGAGAGUAACUGUUAAGGCGGUAAUGAGGCUUUGCCGAGUUCCCUCAAAACAGUUACCUGUAAGCCAUGUAUGUCCAUCCGCACCUUUCCCCGGUAACAUACUUUUUCCUUGCAUACAUUAUUCUCUAUUAAUUAAGUUAUUAAAUGAAUGAUUUUUAUUUAAGCACUAUUUUAUAACUGUAGCGUAUGAAUUUACGGACUCAUUUAUAAAUUACAUCACGAGAGUAAAACAAAAACCUGAAAAAUCUUGUUUGGGAUACAAGAAAUGAUAUUGCUUAACCAAAUAUGUGUGGUAUAUGAUCUGUAUGUUCCUAACACGUAGAAAUAGUAGCAUUUAGUAUUUGAUUCGCUAUUUUUGUAACACAGAUUUUCAAAUUACUUCUUUUCAUAUUUCAGAAAGCACAUAUGAAUUAUACAUCACUCUAAAGGUCUCGAGUGAUCGUUGUAGAAGUUUCUGUAUUUUGAAGAUAUCUCUGAUUGUUUAAAUACUAUAAGAAAAAUAUAAUUUCCGUACGAAAUGGGUUUUAAAGUCAAGCCUUCAAGUUUCAAAAAAAUCAUCUUUUGAAUGAGACCUGCCCCCCAAAAUAGUUAAAAGUGGACGUUUUUAUAAAUUUUCUACAGUGAAAAGGAUAAUAAAGCAUACAAACGAUAA